AUGGCGACGAGUGCAAAAGUUGUAUUUCCUGUGGUGGUCCUAGCCGUUUGCUGUGUGGCUAUGUCAAGACGAGUAAUGCUUGACUACGAUGACCUCCAGAUGACAAAGGGUGUGCCGGUGAGUUUUCCCAAACUAGCGUCACUCCAAGUUACUAUCCCAGUAAAUUCUCAGGUUGCUCUACAGUACUCUACAGCAAAGACCAAGUACACUGAAAACAAGAGGUGAUGCCGCUACUGAGUAUUGCUCGCGCGUUAACCAGCGUCAUUUUGGCCAGGAAAACGUGAUAGCCGUCGUCAUACCAUUACGAGUUUAAGCGAAAUGUCGUAGUGGCGGAAAUAAGUUCUCGAAUGUUACAAGUUUUAUCAUUUUGCGAUCGGGAGAUGGCUCAACCUCCUUUACAGCAAGGAGCCCAAAAGUGUGACCUCUUUAAUUAACUCACAUUCUUUCGUGCAGACAUUAACCAAUCAGAAGUAGAGGACAGUUUUCAGUUGCCUUCUGAUUGGAUUAAACCUGAACAAAAGAAAAAGAGGUCAGACUUUUGGGCUCCUUGCUGCAAUAAAGAUAACAGUGCUAACUUUUUUGGUGAAUCAAAACUACAAUGAAGCUUUCCGGGGUGUCUGUUUUUUGGGAAUACGUGAAGAAACUUGAAGUUAGAUCUCGUACUCUUAGUCGUUCUAGUCCUCAAAUAUAAAGCUCUCUAAAGAUGAAAACAAUGGAAACCACGCUAAAUACUCUAAACUCUGAAGUACCCUGAAUUGUGCUUUAUCUGUGUAGGGUGCUGUUUUUCAUGUUUUUCAUUUAACAAUUCUUGAUUGACUUAUCUGUUUCAAACCCUCUCUUCCUUUAGGCUUGCGGAGGGCGUUGUAAUUCUACUAGUUUCUGCCAGUGUCAGAAACAUUCGGAAUAUUGCAGAAAAGGCCGCUGUGUUCCAGUUCCUCUCGGCCUCGACUUUAUUUUUCGUAACAUUCCGGUAAGAUCAAUGAUAGUCUGUAAUUGCUUUCUCGAAUUUGCAAAACCUUUUGGAAAUUUAUCGACAAUUUUCACCAGAUAGCCGAUUUUUAAACGUCGCUGAAAUAUUUGUACAGAAAUGAUGCAUCAGGAUUCUCAUCCGAGAGCGGCCAGAUUGUUUUUAUAUGUUAAUGGUUAUGACUUGAAGUUGACCCUUAAGGCAAUAGUGCUUUUUCAUUAACUCAACUUAUCGUUUUUAAAACCUAUUUUAAGUAUGAAAACCCUUCCGGCCUUAAGGAAACGAUAUUUUACCGACAAUGAUGAUAAAUUUCCGCUUUAAUUUGACCAGCGGCUAAUGGGUUGUACUCACUGACUAGCAUGCAAACAGUAGACAAAACGGAUAUUUGAUUUUGGAUAUUGAGUAAGAUAAUUAUGGUGUGGAAAUAGGCUAGGGAAAGUUCAUAAAAUUUUUAAUCAUUUGUGUCCAUAUUUUGCCUUUAUUGUUGGACGUCGAUUUCUUAAUUUUACUUCUUUGAUGACAUAACAUUGUCGGUUAUAAAUAUUGUUAGUUAGUAAUGGCAGUAGGACUGAGUGAACUAUAAUUCAGGGGGCAAUCGGGCGAGUAAUUUCAAAUCGGCCGAGCACGUAGAGUCUCAUGAAUAGUAUUGAGAUAUAUUUUUAAAUGUAAAUACAAGAAUUUCAUUACAUCAUCAGCUUACAGCUUCUAAAGAAAAACAUCGCUUACAACUUUGGGUGAAAUCGGCCGGUGUGCUGAGGUCCGGCGCAUGAACUUUUUAAAAUGUCACAGACGCAUUUUAACAAAAUACGAGAAUCAAAGUAUGCGUCGUCAAUUUCUCUAUUCAAGCUGAAGCUGAACAUCCUGCUCACUCAGUAUAUUUUCCCUGAUUUUGAUUGGUUAUCACUAGCUAUGUAGUUAAAUUUCAUUGGCUAGUAACAUUUACUACUUGAUUUUAAUUGACUGAUAUUUAACUGCUCGAUUUGUCCUGUUCGAUCACAAGCUCCUGUUAAUCGGAGAGGUCAAAUCGGAGUGGAGAUUUUCGUGUUGCAAUAGCAAAAUUAACCAGUAAAUGUGGGCUGUUAAGAACCAAUCAGAUUCGAGUAUUUUGUUAUUGACACAAUUUUUAAUUUAAUUUUUGUUUCUGUAGUGUCCCAGCGUUUACAAAUCCUUCUGUGUAACCGACACUGACUGCCCGUGUAAAACAAAGCGUCUGGUUUGUGAAGAAAAUGAGUGUGUUAAAAGUAAAAUUGCAUAA
This is a messenger RNA of Porites evermanni, 2222 nucleotides long. The record is from the annotation of a GenBank genome assembly. NCBI's taxonomy places the organism in Eukaryota, Metazoa, Cnidaria, Anthozoa, Scleractinia, Poritidae.